This is a messenger RNA of Hymenoscyphus albidus, 1001 nucleotides long. The record is from the annotation of a GenBank genome assembly. Lineage: Eukaryota; Fungi; Ascomycota; Leotiomycetes; Helotiales; Helotiaceae.
AUGGAAUUCCGCGGCAAUGGACGGGGCCUGCUUGCGCCCUCUCAUAGGUCCCGUUACACGGUAGAUCGCCCGCGAUUUCACUCCUUCGAAUCCAAAGGUAGAAAUCUUCCGGGUUCUAACGUCCAGCACUCUGAAAUUGAGGGCCUCAGAAGGUGUGUUGCAAUCUUUCGAAGUCCCAUGAUACAUUUAAAUGUAGCACAGUUUAAUUCGCUAUGUGAUAAUAGUGCAUGGGACGAACAUUUUGAGAAGAGCUGGGGCUAUGGCAGAUUGUCAAGGUAUGAGGAGAACUCGAUUGGAAACACCAAGCGAGCCCGGAAAUCGAAGAAGAGACGCAAGAAAGCACAACAACAGCAACUAUCCCAGCCAAACUCAAAGACAGGCAUUGAGAAGCACAGAGAAGAUGCUCAAUUGGCAAUGUACGUGAUGUUCGCAAGCUACACACGUGCCAAAGACAUCAGUGCUGACUAGUCAUACAAAGCGAAGAGUUUCCUUUCCAGCCACUGGCAAAUUUCUCAAAAGUGCAGAGUCACGAGGAACAAGAGUGUAAUUUACGGGAGCCAUAUUCCUAUCUUCCUUCAGAAACACCCGAGUUCUGCUUGCCUGGUGUCUUUGGGUCCUCAAGUGCAGCACAUACAGAAUACCCUGGUUUGGAGACCUCAAAACCAAUAUUCGAGCGAGUAGAGUUUACAGACUUUUCGUUUAUUAACGCGCCAUUCUACCCGAGUGCUACUCGCCAAGACCUCGUCGAAGCUUGGUCUUUGCUGUCUGUCCCAGUAACCACAAGACAUGACCAACGAGAACACAUGCCAGAGCAAGUACACAUCAACGAACAGUCGUUCCAAAAAAAACUUACCUCUUCAAUACCAGGACUCAAAUUCGGCAGGGAUAUUGAUUGGGGCGACAAUAGUAUUGAUGGAAGUGAUAGCGACCUGGAGGAGGGAGAAAUACGUGAAUUUCCACGGCAGGACCCAAAGAACAUCAAGCUUGAGAUGGAUCCGUAA